Corvus hawaiiensis (hawaiian crow) is the source of this 1697-nucleotide messenger RNA. RefSeq names its product D-dopachrome decarboxylase. NCBI's taxonomy places the organism in Eukaryota, Metazoa, Chordata, Aves, Passeriformes, Corvidae. The record is from RefSeq and is a predicted model, not a curated record. Gene Ontology annotation, molecular function: phenylpyruvate tautomerase activity. Bases 73 to 429 code for a protein of 118 amino acids. The transcript has 3 exons.
GGGCGGGGGCCGGGCCGGGUCGGACCUCGGGGCGCAGGCAGAGGCGGCGCUGGGCCGUGGAGCCGGAGCGUGAUGCCGUUCGUGGAGCUGGACACCAGCCUGCCGGCCGAGCGGCUACCGCCGGGGCUGGCCCAAACCCUGUGCACCGCCGCCGCGGACAUCCUGGGCAAACCGGCGGAGCGAGUGAACGUGACGGUGCGGAGCGGGCUGCCCAUGGUGCUGUCGGGCUCGGCCGAGCCCUGCGCCCAGCUGGUCGUCUCAUCCAUCGGCGUGGUGGGCACGGCGGAGCAGAACCAGCGGCACAGCGCCCGCUUCUUCGACGUCCUGACGGCGCAGCUGGGCCUCGGCCCCGAGCGGAUUGUCAUCCGCUUUUACCCACUGGAGCCCUGGCAGAUUGGCAAGAACAGGACAGUCAUGACAUUCCUGUGAUCCUUUGAGCGGCUGACUGGAACAAAGCAAUGAUGAAGACAACGCAGAGAUGACCAGCUCUAUCUAUCUACUUGCUUCCUCUUGUGAUCAAAUCUGUGUAGCUCUACACCUUCACUGAAUGAUUUACUUUUGUCUUUGCAUCCUGUACACACAAGGCUGAAGAGUGAGGCAAUCAGCUGUACUGAUUUUACUGAAUAUAGUUCAAAAUCUUUGUCUCAAGCCCAGGCCUAGAUAAAGCUGCUUGUACCAGUAAAAAGUUUAAUUCUAGAACACUUGGCUUUACUGAGGACCAGAGAGGUUCUGAGGUUUAUCCAGUUUUUCUCAUCGUUUGUAAGGCAGAAAAAAAUCCUUUUUUCUGUUUCUUUGUGGCAGUAGAAGGGUCCCAGGCCAGCAAAGAUGACCUGGAAGUCAAAUUCUUUUCUUUUUCAGGCUCUUCUGAAAGCCCUUUCUGGAAAGAGAGGGAUUAUUGGGAGAGAAGUUUAGGCAUUGAAGGCUCAUGUCAGGUCUUGUGCUCUGUGCUCUGCCAUUGCCACCUCCUGUGAUUGGUCCUACAAGGUGUUACUUGUUCACAAGAUUUUCAGGGCUGAACAUCUGUGUGCUGAUGGCAGUGUCUGGAGGAGAGAGUCACUUCUGAAGACCUGCACUGUGCCACCAAAAAAUAUAUUGAAGUUUCUGCUACUGCCAGCUUUAAUUCCUGUUAUUCACUGUUUGUUCAGAGUCCUUUUCCUCGCUGUUAUGGGGAGUUUUGGGAUGAUACAGCAUCUCACUGUGAUCUGUGGCUGAUGUUUCCAGCUCAGUGUCCCUGCAGAGAAGUGCUUUGGGUUUUUAGGAUCCCUCACUUUAUAACUGGAAUACGCACGGCAUUUUAUUAAAACAAAAGCAGGGUACUUUUUAUGUAGAAUGUUGUCUCUGCUUUCUGCUAAUAAUAAAAACAUUUAUCAGUUCCCUUUUACUUUGUGAUGAGGUCAGGGAGCUCAGCAGAGCUGAGAGCACAUCCCUGGGACAUGGGGGUCCAUGGGAACACAAGGCUGAAGGGGGCUUCUGUGCUCCUUCAUCAUUCUAAAUGGAGUCUAAUUUGUUUAUGGCUUGAGGUCUCAAGGUUAUUGAAAAUAUUUCUUCUAAUUACCAUUUAGAGUUGUUUGUUUCCUAUACACCAAUAAUAACUUAUAUGUUUGCCAGAUCUGUAAGGACUAUAAUACCAAACACAAAUUUGUGUAUCAGGCUGGGGGGCUACACCUUAUCUGGUUAAUAAACUGUAGCAGAACUUC